Fusarium graminearum PH-1 is the source of this 291-nucleotide messenger RNA. RefSeq lists its product as uncharacterized. NCBI's taxonomy places the organism in Eukaryota, Fungi, Ascomycota, Sordariomycetes, Hypocreales, Nectriaceae. The record is from RefSeq and is a predicted model, not a curated record. The coding region runs from base 1 to 291 and encodes 96 amino acids. The transcript is spliced from 4 exons.
AUGGCCCCAGCAGCCAAAGACUCUCCAACAACAGAAGACAGUGUACAGCAUUGGAAAUCCUAUGUUGAAACCCACACAAACACGACUGAGUACGUCCUGGAAAGAAACGAAAGAGUUCUUAUCACAAAGCCUGGUUUCGACCCGUCCACCAUCUACAUUAUAGUCGAGGCUUGCCAGAAUGAGGAGUACAGGGUAAAGAGAGAUUCAGAUAAUGAGAUUGUUGCAGAGAGAUAUGAGCUCAACAAUAAAUAUUUUCGAUACCCUAUAAACAGAGACUACGAGAUCAAUUAA